This is a messenger RNA of Astyanax mexicanus (Mexican tetra), 1940 nucleotides long. It is a transcript of the gene zpr1, whose product is annotated as ZPR1 zinc finger. Lineage: Eukaryota; Metazoa; Chordata; Actinopteri; Characiformes; Acestrorhamphidae. Gene Ontology annotation, cellular component: cytoplasm; nucleus. The coding region runs from base 138 to 1469 and encodes 443 amino acids. Gene Ontology annotation, molecular function: zinc ion binding. The transcript has 13 exons. The record is from RefSeq and is a predicted model, not a curated record.
CAACUUCGCCCCGGUAGUCGCUGGACGGGAUUGCGCACAUGUGAUAGCCAGAAGCUUCUAAGAGCAGCUCCGACGGUCUUCAGAUCUGGGUUCAGUCUGUUAGAGUAUCUGGACGGUUCUGUCAGCUGUAAGGAAGCAUGUCGGUGAUCGGAGAGGAGCGCGUGCGGGGCGGCGUGUUUAGGGAGAUCAGCGCGGAGGAUGAGGAGACUCAGCCCACGGAGAUCCAGAGUCUGUGUAUGAACUGCUACGAGGACGGAAACACACGUCUGCUGUUAACCAAAAUCCCAUUCUUCAGAGAAAUAAUCAUCAGUUCCUUUACAUGUCCCCACUGCCACUGGACCAACACAGAAAUACAGUCUGCGGGUCGAAUUCAAGAGCAGGGCGUGUCGUAUAACCUCAAAAUAAAGUGCAAAGAGGACAUGAACCGUGAGGUUGUAAAGACAGACAGUGCCACUACCAGAAUUCCAGAAUUAGAUUUUGAAAUACCUGCAUUCACACAGAAGGGCUCACUAUCAACUAUUGAGGGGCUUCUCGACCGAGCAGUGGCAGGUCUAGAACAAGAGCAACCAAUCAGACGAGCAACUGACCCUGAAGUGGCCAACAAAAUAGACCAGUUUAUUCAGAGGCUCAAAAAGUUGAAAGACAUGGAGGAAGAAUUCACACUGAUCAUUGAUGAUCCCUCAGGGAACAGUUUUAUUGAGAAUCCCUGUGCACCCCAGAAGGACCAAGCACUCUCUGUUUCUUACUACAAACGAACACCGGAGCAGAAUGCUUCCCUUGGAAUCAAUGACGCUGAGCCAGAGCCAGAGGACAAGCCUGCCAAUGAUCUAGACACCAUGAGGAACGAAGUGCUUGUGUUCAACACCAACUGUCCUGAGUGCAAUGCUCCAGCCUCAACAAACAUGAAGCUUGUCCAAAUCCCACACUUCAAAGAGGUCAUCAUCAUGGCCACCAACUGUGACAGCUGUGGACAUCGAACUAACGAGGUAAAAUCAGGGGGAGCCACAGAGGAACUUGGAACCAAAAUCACUCUACACCUCACAGACUCCUCAGACAUGUCCAGAGACCUGCUUAAGUCAGAGACGUGUAGUGUGCUGAUCCCAGAGAUUGAGUUUGAGUUGGGAAUGGGAGCAUUAGGAGGGAAGUUCACCACUCUUGAAGGCCUUCUGAAGGACAUUAAAGAACUGGUUGUUAUGAAGAAUCCAUUCAUAUGUGGAGACAGUUCCACUACGGAAACAGCAGAGAAACUGGAGCAAUUCGGGAAGAAGAUUGACCAGAUCAUAGCUGGAGAAAUGGAUGUCCACAUUAUCCUGGAUGAUCCAGCAGGAAAUAGCUACCUGCAGAACGUUUAUGCACCAGAUCCUGACCCUGAGAUGAAAAUUGAGAAGUACACAAGAACGUUUGAGCAGAAUGAGGACUUGGGGCUGAACGACAUGAAAACAGAAGAUUAUGGAGAGGUCCAGAGUUAGAAGAAUGAAUGAGCUUUAAAGAAAGAUAACAGAUAAGACAACUUUUCUAAGAUACUGGCCUGUCUUUGUUCACUCUAAGCAGGUCUACCCACUAGCAUAUUUAAAAACAAAAAUACAUAUUUAUAUGUACGAAAUACGCCACCGCCACACAAUUAUGACAGCACUAUUCUUGGUUUAAGUGGUCCAGUUUAUCAUGAUUAUCAGAAAUUACAAGAGUUUUCUAUGGCGGUGAGGCUGAACAUAAAGUGCUGUAAGAUAAUAAAAUUCAAUAUAACAACAAAGUUGUUUUCAAUUUGCCAUGACUAUGAAAUAUAGGCAUGUUAUUUAAAAGAAGUUCUUAGUUUGUGAUGGGAUUCACUUAAUGUUUAUGGAUGCUACAUGCAUUGUUUUUGUUUAAAAGGAUUCUAUGAAUAAUUAAAGAAUGUAUGCAUUUCAUUUGUAUAAUAAAACACAACCUGACCUUAACCAUCA